This is a messenger RNA of Penicillium manginii, 2007 nucleotides long. RefSeq lists its product as uncharacterized. Gene Ontology annotation, cellular component: cytoplasm. NCBI's taxonomy places the organism in Eukaryota, Fungi, Ascomycota, Eurotiomycetes, Eurotiales, Aspergillaceae. Gene Ontology annotation, biological process: regulation of GTPase activity; signal transduction. Bases 1 to 2007 code for a protein of 668 amino acids. The record is from RefSeq and is a predicted model, not a curated record. The transcript is spliced from 2 exons.
AUGCCUUCCCGACAGUCGACCGUGCCCAAUCUCGACUUAGGCUCGUUGAAAGUGGACUCAAAUAACGGAAAACUUUCGUCGCCUAUCACACCCGGUGCGCAAAGUUCCGAUUUGCCUAGCCCCUUAUCACCCUCCUCGCCCAAGUCCGCGUCCAGCUCUCCGCUGUUCAAGGGUGCCACUAUCCGUCCGGUCACCCAAGAUAGCAGCAAGGUGAACAGCCCGACAAUUCCAACCUCGCCGGGGUCCUUGGCAGCCGAACCCCCAACUCCUGGUCUGACGGCCAUUCCUCAACAUUUUCCUUCAUCCAAGGACUCGUCAAAACACAGUCGCGAUGCUUCCAAAUCAUUCUUCGGCACGCUAAAGGCCCCCAAAACGUCUCAUCGCCCGCAAAGAUCAGAUGGUUCAGAUCACUCGACCGAGCCCCCCAAGAGUCGGGGAAGCUCUCGGGAUCGCAAAUCGUACAUGCCACCCAAACUAUACGAGUCGAGUCCCGACCUGCCGACUGUGAUUGCCCAAGCAGGGGAGAGCGAGAAGAGUGAGAAGAAUGGACACCAAACGAGCGAAAGCAGUACGCAACAAACCGGCCACAAGAAAGCAGGAACCGAUCCGGAGCAGGCAGCCUCGAAAAAGAUGAAACCAAGAUUCGGCAACCUCCUGGGCCGCUCUCGGUCAAUUCGUGUCGAUGAAUCUUCCGGCAAUCGCGCCGCCGGCCGCCGACCUUCGACUGGUCUAGCGAAAUUGGAAGAAUUCAGCCAGAAGGAUACGACCACUGCACCGCAUCAUGCAACAGUGCGCCCUGAACGACCUCCGCAAGGUGGCCUGCAACCUCCUCCUAGCCGCGGAGGAGAUGGUCAUUCCUUGCGAAAGGAGAGAAGCCACGGGGGAUCUAUGGUGACAUCAGGCUCGUUGAGCCAAGUUUCUGGUGCAUCAGCCGCUAUUUUCAACAACCUCAAGCAAUCAUCGUCCGGUGCGGCAGAUCGUCUAGGCAAGGCUGGAAAGGGAUUCUUCGGCAAGAUUACUCGGAGCGGAAGCACGAACGAGCGCGAGCUGAUCAACGACGACAACUACGUCUGCUCUGUGAUCAACCUUCCGCUGAUACAGCAAGCGAGGAAGACUCGUAUCUGCAAGAAGCUGGAAGCCUGCCGCGACAAAACCGAGUUCUGGAUGCCCGCGCUUCCAUAUCGUUCUAUCGAUUAUCUCAACUUCAAGGGUUGCGAGGAGGAAGGGCUAUACCGAGUACCAGGAAGUGGCCGAGAAGUCAAGCACUGGCAAAGGCGGUUCGAUACAGAAUUAGACAUCGAUCUUUUCGAUGUUCCGGACCUCUAUGAUAUCAACACGAUUGGAUCUAUGUUCAAGGCUUGGCUCCGUGAACUCCCCGACGAGCUGUUCCCCAAAGCGACCCAAGACAUGAUCGCCGAGAAGUGCGAGGGCGCUACAACGGCUCCGCAAUUGCUGAAGGACGAACUCUCCAAAUUACCACCUUACAACUACUACCUCCUCUUCGCCAUCACCUGCCAUCUCAAUCUCCUCCACUCAUAUGUGGAUCAAAAUAAAAUGGACUAUCGCAACCUCUGCAUUUGCUUCCAACCCUGCAUGAAGAUCGACGCAUUCUGCUUCCAAUUCCUGGUCUGCGACUGGAAGAAUUGCUGGCAGGGCUGCUGGACCGAGAAAGAGUACGUGCAAAAAGAGAAGGAAAUGGACGAGGCAGAACAGAAGGCUGUUGCAGAGAAAAACACCGCCAGCCGAAGCAGGCCCGAUCUUCCCCAGUCUUCAUCCAGUCACGAACGCGCCGUCUCCUCAAGUUCCAGCUCGCAGGCCGAAGAGGAACGACCUCGACCAAAAACUCGUGGUGAGGCUCGACCAGAAACCCGGAGUGAGUCUCGACCUGAGACUCGGGGCGAACCUCGAACCCGAAAGGCAAAGCCCAAUAACAUUGAGACCGCCCAUACACGAAGCAUUUCUCAGCUCCCGGAACUCGGACCUCCCCUUUCUCCCAUCAAAAUCUAA